CUAAACGCCAACGAAAUGAAGUGUAUUCUUAUCUUGUCAGCCUUUGUUGCAAUUGUGGGUAUGGCUGCAGUCACCACAGCUCAUCCCCAAAGAGUUUACGUGCAAAAGCUGCCUUACUAUCCACCACCAACUCAAGCACCAAGACCCAUUCGAGUAAGACGUUCCCCAGACGAUGCUCCCUUGAGUAAGGGCGUUUCCAUUGCUACCAAUUCCGCCUCUGGCAAUCUGUACUCAGGACCCUCCAAUAGAGUCGAUGCCAAGGUAACCCAGAGUCAGACACAUUUUCCCUCUGGCCGAAUUGCUGAAGGCUCCAGUGGCUCCAUUGCUUGGUCCAAUUCCCAUGGAGUGGGAGCCUCACUCAGCCGUGACAUUAACAAGGGUGUCAGCGACACCUUCAGCAAAUCGGUGAAUCUUAACCUACUCAACACUGACAGAAAUCGUUUGGAUGCCAUCUAUUCUCAGUCAAAUAUUAGACAGAACAAUGGUUUUGGUUUCAAUAAAAACAGUGGUUCCUUGGAUUGGUCCAAUGCCGGUGGUCAUGGUGCCAAUGUUGGUCUUUCGCGUUUCGAAGGCAUCGGAAAGCAGGGUUCCAUUGGUGCCCACACAAAUCUCUUUAAGUCGGAUAAUGGCAAUACACGUCUCGAUGCUUAUGGAGGAGGCUCAAAAUGGUUGAGUGGGCCAUUUGAAAAUCGACGUGAAUUUAAUUUUGGAUUGACGGGAAGUCAUUCAUUCCGUGCUGAUAUGGUGAAUCGCUGUACAAAUGCUGCACAACUGAUAAGAAUGUAUCUUUCAAGUAUAAAAGCAACGGUAACAAAAAUGAAAAGCAUCAGUUACAUUCCAAAUACUAAAAUUAAAUAUUCUUCUCCAAAGAAACUAAAAGCCUACGAAAUGAAGUGUGUUCUUAUCUUGUCAGCCUUUGUGGCAGUUGUGGCUAUGGCUACAGUCACCACAGCUCAUCCCCAAAGAGUUUACGUGCAAAAGCUGCCUUACUAUCCACCACCAACUCAAGCACCAAGACCCAUUCGAGUAAGACGUUCCCCAGACGAUGCUCCCUUGAGCAAGGGUGUUUCCAUUGUCACCAAUUCUGCCUCUGGCAAUCUGUACUCAGGACCCUCCAAUAGAGUCGACGCCAAGGUAACACAGAGUCAGACACAUUUUCCCUCUGGCAAAAUUGCUGAAGGUUCCAGUGGUUCGAUUGAUUGGUCCAAUUCCCUUGGUGUGGGAGCCUCGCUUAGUCGUGACAUUAACAAGGGUGUCAGUGACACCUUCAGCAAAUCGGUGAAUCUUAACCUACUCAACACUGACAGAAAUCGUUUGGAUGCCAUCUAUUCUCAGUCAAAUAUUAGACAGAACAAUGGUUUUGAUUUUAAUAAAAACAGUGGCUCCUUAGAUUGGUCCAAUGCCGGUGGUCAUGGUGCCAAUCUUGGUCUUUCGCGUUUCGAAGGCAUCGGAAAGCAGGGUUCAGUUAGUGCCCACACAAAUCUCUUUAAAUCGGAUGAUGGCAACACACGUCUCGAUGCUUAUGGUGGAGGCUCCAAAUGGUUGAGUGGGCCAUUUGAAAAUCAACGUGAACUUAAUUUUGGUUUGACGGGAAGUCAUUCAUUCCGUGGUUAGUUUAGUAUUUUUGCAAUAAUUGUUUCAAACUAUUUAUUAUUUUUAUUUUAUGAGCAAUAAAAUAUAAAUUAUUCAUAUGAAAGUA
Messenger RNA from Stomoxys calcitrans (stable fly), 1699 nucleotides. RefSeq lists its product as uncharacterized. The record is from RefSeq and is a predicted model, not a curated record. Lineage: Eukaryota; Metazoa; Arthropoda; Insecta; Diptera; Muscidae. Gene Ontology annotation, biological process: defense response to bacterium. The transcript is spliced from 5 exons. Gene Ontology annotation, cellular component: extracellular region. Bases 16 to 1614 code for a protein of 532 amino acids.